AUGGAGAAGGAUCUGUCAAUCCUGUACGAUAGACUGAAGUUAACAGAUGAAGAGAAACAGGAGGUAGAGGUUGGCAAGGAAGAGAUCUUAUUAUCACUUGAGAAAAGUACACAAUGCAUUGCCUUUAGUGUGAUAUCAGACCGCAAGGUGAACAGAGGAGCUUUGAAGACUACUAUGUUGAAGGCAUGGCAAGUGGAACGGAAAGCGGUUAUCAAGGAUGUUGGUCGGAACAAAUUCUCGAUUGAACUAAAAAGGGUUGACGACAAAAAGAGAAUCAUCAACGGAAGGCCAUUGUCUUUUGACAAACAACUUAUCUGUGUUCAAGAUUGUGAGAAAGCCAUAUCCAUAAAAGAUAUUUCAUUUAACGAAGAAGCUUUUUGGAUUCAAUGCCAUGAUUUGCCAUUUGCAGGGAUGAACCAAAAGACUGGAAAUGAAAUUGGAUCGCUCUUGGGAAAAGUCCUAAUUGUUGAUAUGGAUAGUAGCGGAGUUAGCGUAGGUGAAUUCCUACGGAUCAAGGUGCUCAUCAAUAUUUCAAAGCCUAUUUCUCGGGGGAGAUUCCUCAACAUUGGGGGGACAAAACAUUGGAUACCAUUCAAAUAUGAAAGACUUCCAAAUUUUUGCUACCACUGCGGUUUAUUCAAACACCCUGUCGGUUGGUGUGAAAAGAAAGAGGAAGGUUUAGCCAUUGGGAAUGGAUUGGAUCAACAAUACAAUGCAUGGCUACGGGAAAGCGGGAAGAAACAAGAGGCCAUUCCCUUGCAGGCGGGUAGCCCCCAAGCUCAAGGAGAUCGCCUGGAAAGUCACCGUCGGGAGGAUUUCGGUUACACCCAACGCAGGGAUGCUCAGGAUGGAAACGUUAAUUUUAACGUGGAAAUCACGGAAUCAGAAGCUGAUUUAAUGCAUAUGUCCACAAACUUUAAUUCUGAAAUUACGGCGGUUGAAGGGCCACAAAAAGACGUGAAUAUUGCAGCGGAUUUUUUGGGAGGAGAUUUGAUUCCAAAUAAUGUUAAGGGAAAAAUUCAUAAAUAA
Fraxinus pennsylvanica is the source of this 1029-nucleotide messenger RNA. The record is from the annotation of a GenBank genome assembly. NCBI's taxonomy places the organism in Eukaryota, Viridiplantae, Streptophyta, Magnoliopsida, Lamiales, Oleaceae.